Thamnophis sirtalis is the source of this 1402-nucleotide messenger RNA. The record is from RefSeq and is a predicted model, not a curated record. Lineage: Eukaryota; Metazoa; Chordata; Lepidosauria; Squamata; Natricidae.
UGAGGGAAGAAACUCCUUUCCUUCGCCAUCGCUCUUUCUUUUCGCCAAGCGGAGGAGUGGCCUUUCUCAGAUGCGCAUCCCAGGCUGAGAAUUCUACUGUAGAUCAAAGCCUUCAGUGAGGAAGUACUCAUUAGUGAUGAUGGAUCAUGCUUAUCACAACACUCUUGAGAAUGCAACAGUUGUGCAAUUAACUGCAGUUUUGUCAGCAGAUAGCCAGUACUCCGAAGAACAUGUUCUAAAAUGCACAUUCAAAGCAUGUGAUCCAGAAGAAACAGGACAGGUUUCCGUUUUCCGCAUCAUUGAAUACUUACAAGAAAUGACAGGGCAAAGCUGUGAAGACUGGAGGCUUCAAUCUCUCUACAAGAGAUUGGACCCUGAAGAACAAGGGCUUACUGUUGAUUUUUUUACCUUCUAUACUAUUAUGAAGGAUUGGAUUGUAGACUGUCAACAGGAAGGUAACCAGCAAACACUGGAACAAGCUAAAAUAUCAGCAAAUGAAUUGGAAGAUCUGAAAAUUUUUUCAAAAAGUAUGGAGGAGGAAAAUAAUAGAUUACACACACAAGCACGGCAGUUGGAAAAAGAGCAGCAGCUUCUCUCUGUUAAGAUGGAUAACCUUCAGGAUGAGAACAGAAAGUUGCUUCUAGAAAAAGAAAGCUCAGAGGGUAAAAUCAAAGAGCUAUUUACAAAGAAAGCCAAAAUGAAGUCACAACUCUCUGAGUAUGAAAAUCGUAUCUCUUGCAAAGAUGCUGCCCUUAAUAAGAAAAUAAAACAAAUUGAAGUGCUUACAAUAACUCUAGAUGAAUAUCGAAUGAUGGUACAGCAGGAAAUCAGUAAGGAGUGUGGCUUGCCUAGUCCUUUGUGUGGGAUGUUGAAUUCUUUGGUGAUACAUUCAGUAGCUGAAGGAAGCAUUGAUUGCUUGACAGAACAGGAACAUAACAAGAAAGGGUUAGAUGAUAUCAAAGCAUUACUUCCAGUUUCACAUAGCUUGUCUCAGUUAAGCCUUUUGACUGAUGAUAAUGAUCAACUAAUAUUGAAGAUUCAGGAACAUACACAAAACCAAAACAAUCUUCUAUCAGAGAAAGGGGGAAGCAGAGAGGAAUCAAAACAAAUCCUGACAAAUGAACACAUUGGCAAUAGCAAGACUCUUGAAUUGACUCUAAAAAACAUGGAUCUUUGGGCCUAUCCAUCUAAUAUAGAGUCUCAGGUGGACCUGUUCGCUCAACCUGACAACACACACCUGCCGCAAUUCUACACCAAGUUUCAGGUACCAGGGGUGGAAGGCACCGACGCCCUUUGCCGCCCUUGGCCAGAGGGCCUCCUUUAUGCCUUCCUGCCCCUGCUAAUUAUACUGCUGGUCAUCCAGAAGCCCUCAUCCAUCCGAAUCCACAGCUAUUACAGUUAG